CUUUCUGUUGCAAGGUCUUCGCCUAUUUUACGAUCGCCAUCCUUUCCUCUCUCGUGACACGUAUAUCCACGUAAAACGGUUAAAUGCGAUCCAACGAAAUUACAAUCGGAAUGGCUGAAGGAAGGCAAUUUCGGCGAUCUCGUAUCAAGGUUCCCGCGAUACAUACGUUGUAGGCUUUUCGUCUAUCUUGCGUGACGUGAAGGAAUAUCUUCGACGUUUGGUUCGAAGCUAAUCUAAAAACGAUGGCGAUGCUACCGGUGUAACGAUCACGGAUUUUCUUUUCGGUUUCCCCGAUUUACCGGCCGUUAUAUCCUCUCCCUGAACGAUUUCAUCUUAUAUCCACCGGGAUUAGAGAACCUCUGUCCCUGACCGUUUCAUUACUCAUCCUACACGUUCCCUGGAAACUCUACGUGUUCGUUCUGUUUGUCGCCCGUUUUCUCUCUCUCCCUCUCUCUUUCCCCGACCCGUAUCAUCACUCGUCGUUCGUUCUCCCUUUCUUUCGUCCUCCUUUUUUUCUUUCCCGUUUUUCUCUUCUCUCUUUCUCUCGCUCUUUUUUUUCCUUUCCUUUUCUUUUCUUUUUUUUCUUUUUUUUUUUUUUUAUAUUCCACGGUUUCUUUUCCUCUCUCCGACUUUUCCGCGUCACUCUCUUUCUCUCGGUCGCGCCGACAGUUCGCAAUAUUGUAAUGCGAGGCACAAUGUGAUGCACCCGAAGAGAUACGAUAAAGAGUGGGAGUGCAUCGAGCUUAGAGAAAGAUUAAAAAAGGGAGUAAUAUGUCUUGCGGGAUAUUUCGCGAAUAACGAAGCGAGAGGACUGUAUACACGAGAUAUUUCUUAAGUGAAAUUAAUUGAUCGAUUCGUUGCGCAAACGAUCCUUCCUCGCAGUUUAAUGGCUAUUAUGGAUAUUAAAUCGACCGUUAUCUUAACGGUCUGAAAAUUGAAAAAUUGGCAUCACGGAAAUAUAAAUAUGCUUUUUUUAAUACGCACUUUCCGCGCACGGUCCAAACAAAAAACGUUAAAUUAAAAGUAAUUCGGCAUAAAUUGAUUCGAUAUGAAAUUUAUAAAGACAUAUGAAUUGAUAGAUUGAUCGUACAAUUGUAAUUCUUUGAAUAAUUAUGUACGUCACAAUUUCGAGAUUCGUUCUACAGUAAUUGCUUAUAUUUAUAAAAUUCAAAUUUAUAUAUAUAUAUAUAUCUGUUAAUAAUCCGUUGAAGGAUUUCCUUUUUCUUUUUGCCCCGUUUAAAUGAAUAAAUUAAACGAAGAUUAAUAUUAAAUUAAACAGCGAAAGAUCCUUCAAGAAAUUGUUUCCCUGUGAUUCGAGACUCGAAACACUCGAAAGUUGUUCGCAGGAAGGAAGUUUCUUGAAUAAAUCAAAAUUUCCGCCAAGAGACAAACAGAGGAGAAAGAAGAAUAAAAAGCAUGCAAACGGACAAAUCCUUUAAACUUGAUUUAAUAAACCUCUCGACAGGGACGGACGAAAGAAAGAUGAAAGAAUAAAGGAAAUGAGCAAAAGGAAGCUAUGGGAUAAUAUUAUUCCUUUCCGAUUGUCCCCAACGUUUUCUAACGACGUCCAACAAUAACAACGUUAUACCGUCUUUGCAACCGAUGACAAUAACGAUUCGGGUAUCCGAACGGGCAUACACCCUGAAUUACAGAGUGCGGUUUCCGCUCUUGUUUCCUCGUUGCCGUUAUCGUUUGCCCCAACGGUCUUCGUUCCCGUAACGUAAGAAUCGUUCCAACCACAUUGCCCGAGUUUAGACAUGGUUUACAACAAGCAACGAUAUAAUGAUGAACGAAGAAGAAGAAGAAAAAGAAGAAGAAGAAAAAGAAGAAGAGGCGUUCCAUCGAUUUCUUAUUUUUACUUACGCCAAAGAGAUAGCUCAUCCUGUAAAUGGAUCAAGUGCACGGAACGUUUCCUUCGAUCCAACUAGUAUCGAUAAAAGUUCGACACUAGUUGGAAAGUUUGGGUUGCGCUUUCUAUGCUGCGCUCGAGGCGCAUCCCUUUGAGAUUUGUUUCGUUUUCUGAUUAGAGUCUGGCGCACAGGCGAAAGUAGCCACUUUAAAAGGACGAAAUCGGAUCGAUGUAUCGGAGGAAAAAGGGGAGGGAACGCGACGGAUAACGAAGUUUUUCGAGGACGACGUCGAACGCGAUCCCGGUGCUUAAUAAACCAUCGAAAGCACGGAAAGUUGGCGGAUCUCUCGAGGAAUCUCGUCGUCGUCGUCGUCGUCCCUCUUUGUCCGUAUUCGAACAGGUUUAGAAAGGAGCAAAGGGACUGUAUGGAAUACGUAAACUCAUCCGGGGGAAAAUUUCUGGAUUCGUGAUCGUGUCAAGGAAAAAUGUUGGCGCAGUGAAGAAUGCUCGAACUUGGCGGAAAUAAAUUAGGAGAGGAAGGAGUUGGUCAAGUGGUGAAAAAGGAAACGGGGAGUUUAAAAAAGCAGGGAGAGCGUGGAAGCGAAUACGGACGGAUGGUUUGCUCGCAAUGGGCCCGGCAAAAUUUGCCAAGCGGCCAGGAGAAAAUCGCGAUGAUUAUACGGGUCGCGCGGCGCGAUGCGACGCGAUGCGCGAGAGAAAUGAGAGAAGGGGGAGGGGGAGAAGAGGGGAAGAAAGGAAGAGGGAAAAAAUAUUCCAUAAAGCGUAAUGGAGGGCUCGCAAAUAUUUAUCUUUGGGUAGGUCGGGAGCUGCGGGAGAAGCGCAAAGAGCCAUGCGAAAACGUUCCAAGCCGGAUGGCUCUUGUCGCGGCACAGAAACGUGGAAAGUUCUCCUGACACGAUUAUGGCGCUCGGUGACCAGAAAUAAUUUCAUUAGUCGCCCCGUAAACUCAUCUACCAGUUCGUAAAGAAACCAUACGCGUGGGAAAUAUGUACUUGGGCAUAUAUAAUCGCGUAUCCGCGGACGCCUUAAGCCCCUUCCACGCUCCCACGAGAACUCUAAUCACGGCUACUUAAGUUCCCGUUGAAUGUACACGUGUACAUGGAGAACGGGCGCCUCUAUCAGCAUCCGCGUCUACUAUGCGAGUGCACGCCGCCCGUUCUGUGUCGGAGAUCGAAUGAAAUGAUUCGCGCCACUGAGCAUACUUGUUAAUGAGCGAAACGACGCUUUCCACGCUUAAUGGGAUAUAUCGUCGACGGAUAUUUCGCUUGACAUCGACCUAUCUCCUCACGCCGUGGAUUGUCCGAAAAAGAAAAACGUUGCUCCAACUUUUCUUCUCUUUCUUUCGAGCUCUCGAUUUUUCGAAGAAGCAGCAAGAUAGAAAAUCGAAAAUUUGUUCACCUACGGAAAAUAUGUAGCGCAAUAUAUCGAAUAUCCGCGCGACGCUAAUCUUCCACAGGAACAAGAACGAGAAGAGGUGCAAGAAAGACGGAACAAAAUUUCUGACGAGCGAGCGUUUCUUCGAGGCUCGUUGCGGUUACCGAAGUUAACCACGGAUAUCCUAAAUUUCGGUUGCAUAAGCUUAGUCGCAAAAACUCUCCCUCUCUCCCUCCCUCUUUUUCUCCUGUUCCUUCUGAUCCUUCUCCCCUAACCCAGCUGGAUGUCGUCUAAAAGGAACGACAAGGAAGAGAGAGAAAACAAAGAGGAUUAAGGCAAGAGAUCCGCAAGUGGAUGCUGUACAAUCGUACGAUAGAGUACAAGGGACAAAGAGAUCGUAGACACUGUUCUGGAAGGAAAGAGAUCCGAAUAGGGGAGAUAGAAGAUACAAGAGAACCGUAGAACGUAACGAAAAGAGACGAGAGAAACCGAGGAGGAGGGAUCUUGCAAAACAUAACACAGCUGAAGCUGACACAUCCUCCGCCAGUCUACUGGCUUUUCCGGAAGGUAGAAAAGGACGAGCAAAUCUAGACGCUUACUUAGUGACACACGCAGCAUUUUGCUGUCGGGGUGAACUCUUCCCCCCUCUCUCUCUCUCUCUCUCUUUCUUUCUUUCUCCGAAAGCCCAUUCCCUUCCAAUCCCCUCUUUCACCGUGUUAAGCCUCUAUUUCACUCUUACCACCAUUCUCGCAUUGUAUUAAACCAUGGCUCGUGUUGCGACUUGACACGAGUUAUCUUGCCUUCCUUCCAUCCCACUCCCUCCCACAAUGUUCCCCUUUAAGCUUCCAUUCUCUUUCUAUUCCCUGUCCAUCCCUCAUCUUCUCAUAUAUUUUACUCAUAGAAUAGAUAGAACACGUUGGAUUAUUCGGAGAGCGAUUUAAACUACGGGUCACAAAUUUCCCAAGUGUUUCAAAUUGAUCGAUCAUCGAUGUCCACCGAAUUUCCAUCCUCGGUCGCACUAUCGUUUAUCAUUUCGUACCAUUGAAUAGAUGCUAAUAUCCUCACUCACGAUAACAUCGAGCAUCGCGCGUCCAAUCGGCCCCGUAGAUUCCCUGAAAAUAAAUCGUUCGCGAAUACCCUUUAUAUACCCUCCAACAUUUGCCUCUCACGUGUGUCUUACAAACCCCCUUUUAUACGCGAACAGAAUUUCUCCAAAUAUGGAUUUUGACGCGGAGAAGUUCUUUCAAAUCCUUUAUUGGACUCUGUGUCCUCCGUGCGCUCGCCGUGACGAGCCCCUUCCUCGUUUCUGACCUGUUGUCGAGUUUCAAGAUGAGCUCCCUUAACUGUCAGCAACCGUUUUCAACCCUUAUCAGACGCAUCUGAUUCUGACACGCGAUUCGAAUUUUCCGCCUUCCCGUCGCGCCGUCGUCCGGGAUGAUCUUUAAGAUCGUAACGUAGCUUAUUAUACGCGUUCAAGAAUCCCCAACUUGUCAACAUUCACGAGCACGGAAUCCCGGACCACUUGCAAAGGAAGAAGAGAGCGGAUCGUUCGGAGGGGUAUUUUGUCACCUUGUCGGUUAACGAGACGUUUCGCAACGUCUUGCGAAUGUCGUUAAAAUUAACGGUUGAGAACGAUUAUUUAUACACGAGGACGGUUGUAAAUAGGAAGGGGACCGAUUAAAAAGACGAAUCCUCGUGACUUUUUCAGCCGGCGCAAACUAUGGCCACCUUCGCGAUGAGACGGUGCACACAAUAUCUCGAAUUAACGAGGCUCUUCUGUGUAUACAGGUAUUAUUACGACUCUAAGUAAUGCGAUGCGUUUAAGCCCGCAGUUACGCCAGCCAUGCAAAAAUCUUUUGUUUUCGCCCUCAAGCGUUUAUCUGCGCGGCGUUUAAUGACGUAACGUUUCAAGUUUUUAAUUAACGAUUACGAGAUACAUUUACACGCCAGUGAGUCAAUUCUUUCGUCCGUUAAUCUUUUCUUCCUUGCCUAUUUUUUUUAUUUCCUUUUCAAUUUCUUUUUCUUUUCUUCAUUUCUUUUCUUGCUUUUUUUUUUUUUGAAAAUUAUGAGAGCAAAGUUGCAACGGAUACAACAACUGGUCGAUGGCACGUAAAACAGACGUUGCAUACGAUCGUCGCUUACGUAUUUAUAUGCUCGCGAUACUGUGUAACACGAGCGAAAUCAGCAAGAAAGAAAAAGUGGCAUAGUUCUCGCGAGAACAGAUGAUAUUUUUCUCGGUUGGAACUUUUCUUUAGAGACGGUGGACCAAUUUUUCUCCAACCCCAUGCGACCGCAUCAUUCCGUACGCUGAACCGAGCGUUAUUCUCUUGACGGUGAGGCAAAAGCGUACAUCGAAGCUAAUGGCGCGAUUCUCGGCGAUUCGUCUCCACCCCGACACGUUUUUCCUUCUCCGCUUUUCCUUUUUUUUUACCGCUUUCCGCGCCGUAUUUUAAUUUAAACGUGAAUUUCGAAACGUAAAGUUCGAACAGAAAAAUCCCCACGAUGUUUACUCUUUCGCGAACAAUCGAUUCCUUUAUGAUCCUAUCCUAUUUUUACCAAUUAAACUUUGGCCCAACCCAUCGUUUUAUGUAAUUUUAUUUUUCGCCAAAUUACGAAUUCGUGCACAGAUUCCACUCUCUUCGAAACAUCUCAGUUAUCAAAUUGUUCGCAAAAACAAAUACUUCGUUAAAUUCUUAUUGGCAUCAUCUUGUACGAAGACGUAACAAUAUUAUUACGCGAUAUAUACGACGACCUUGAAAAAGAAUCGCCAUUUACAACGCAUUAAGCAAAGAGAUAAGGGAAUAGAUUCUAUGAAAUGCUCCAUAAUCUCUGAAUAACGCCUUUAUGUUUCAUGUGAUGUAUAAAAAUAUCUGUCACUGGCCGAAACGGGAGGGUUUGCAUUAUUUCUCCGGCAACCCGUGCGAGAAACACGCGACCGAUGCACAAGCGGUUCACUUAUUUAUCGUGGCCCCGAGCAAACUGAUCGUGAAACAUGUUGUGAAUUUUUCACGGGAAGAUCGUUCUCUCCAAUCCUCCCUCUUCCACCCCACCCUCCGCUCCAUCCUACCACAUACCUUUAGAAAUUCCUACAAAAGGCGUAACACCAGCAACCUCGAUUCUCGUUUAAAAAAUUGAAAGACUAUUUUCUCCGUGGUUCUCGAGUGCCUCUCGAAAUACACGUCGGUUGAACGGUUGAAGCGGAGCAAGAUGUUGUCUCUGCCGUUGGUGCUUUUACUCUUUCGUCAAUUCUCGCCAGCCAUUGGGUUCAACAUUCUCGGAAUUUGUCCCAGCGCGAGCUACAGCCACCAGCAACCCUUUCAAGCAUUGAUGAAAGCUUUGGCGGCCCGUGGACACAACGUUACCAUGAUAUCAACCAUUCCGUCAAAGAAGUCAAUAAAGAAUUACGAGGACGUCGAUUUGUCGUUUUCCUAUCGAAAACGAGAUUGCACCGGUCUAAGGCACAUGGGGGCGUUCACCCUUUUGCACAAGAACAUGCGAGAGGCGAACGAGUUGUGCGAGGAACAACUGUUCAGCACGGCCAUCACGCACCUAAUUUCAAGAAACAAAACCUUCGACGCUGUGAUUAUAGAACAGUUGUGGUACCAGUGCUAUUACGCCCUCGUCAAAUAUUACAAUUCGCCGGUUCUAAUCGGAUUCUUGAGCGUCGGCAAUCUUCCCUACGUGAUGGACUCGGUUGGGAACCCGGACGAUCCCCUGUUAAAUCCCGACAUGGCUUAUCCUUUCACCAACAAAAUGAGCCUGAACGAGCGUAUUUGGAAUAUCCUCUACACAACGUGGACCAGGAUAUAUUAUAAAUACUGGCAUUUGCCUAGGGCGCAGGAGAUCGUUAACAAGUGGAUGCCUGACGUUUCGAUCGAGGACAUGGAUAGAAACUUCAGUCUAGUGAUAUUGGGAAAUAACCACGUAUUCGGGUACCCGAAACCGCUGCUGCCAAAUGUAAUCGAGGUUCACAGCCUCCAAAUCACGGAAAAAAGCGAAACUUUGCCCAAGGAUAUUCAAGAAUUCCUAGACAAGGCGGAGCACGGGGCGAUCUAUUUCUCCCUAGGCUCGAAUCUGCAAACUCAUCAGCUGUCAAUCGGCUCUUUGACCGCAUUGUACAAGGCGCUCGGCUCUCUCAAGCAAAGAGUUCUAUGGAAACACGGCGAAGACGUGGCCAUUCAUCCAGCCAACAUCAAAUUUGUGAAGUGGGCACCCCAGCAAGCGAUUCUCGCACAUCCGAAAGUGAUGGCCUACGUGAUGCAAGGUGGAUUGCAGUCAUUGCAGGAGGCAGUGCACUAUUCUGUGCCGGUAGUCGCCAUCCCCUUUUUCGGAGAUCAACUUUUCAAUGCGCGUAAAAUUCUAGAUACUGGUAUCGGGCUUACGUUGGACAUCGAUACCAUCACUGAAGAAUCCAUCGUGCAAACCCUUACCAACGUCAUAGAAAAUAAAACAUAUUACUAUAACAUCAAAGCGAUGUCGGAGAUUAUAAGAGAUGAAUUGAUAAAACCAAUGGAUCGUGCUAUUUGGAAUGUGGAACAUGUGAUUAAAUUUUCCAAAUCAAAACAUUUUCGUUAUUACGGUCACGAUAUCCCGUUGAUCGAUUACUAUGGAACAAUAGUAAUCCUUAGCUUGUCUUUAAUUUUGAUAAUAAGAUGCUGUUAUUUGAUAAUUAAUGUUUUUCGAUUUAAAUAUUUCUCGAUUAAAUAUAUAAGAGACCGGAUUAAAUUUUUUGUAAAAUCGAAAUAUUCGAAUAAUUAUGAUAUCCUCGAUAAAAAUAGAUAAUUAUAUUCUAGAAAUUUAUUAUUACCAAGUUCAACGUAUUCUUAUUUUUUUUUAAAUUUUCGAAUGAAUAUUGUUAAUAAUCGUUUGUAAGAAUUCUAUCUUAUUAUCUGUUGUUAAAACAUUCGGAAUGAUUCGGAAUGUUAAAAAUAUCAUCAAUAGAUAAGAACGGAAAAUUUGUCCAAAGUUACCAUCAUACGAGAAAUAAAAACUAUAAUAUCGAC
Apis cerana (Asiatic honeybee) is the source of this 8247-nucleotide messenger RNA. Its product is annotated as UDP-glucosyltransferase 2. The record is from RefSeq and is a predicted model, not a curated record. NCBI's taxonomy places the organism in Eukaryota, Metazoa, Arthropoda, Insecta, Hymenoptera, Apidae. Gene Ontology annotation, molecular function: UDP-glycosyltransferase activity.